Molecule: messenger RNA, 321 nt
Organism: Colletotrichum siamense
Lineage: Eukaryota; Fungi; Ascomycota; Sordariomycetes; Glomerellales; Glomerellaceae
Exons: 1
Coding region: 1-321 (106 amino acids)
Source: RefSeq, a predicted model, not a curated record
AUGUGGACAAUAUCACCGCAGUAUCACGUCGUCGACAGCAUCACUAAGCUGACAAAGAUUGCCCGCGAAGGCAGGUUUCCGAUAACGGACUCCGAUACACAGUACAGCUUCACGAAUACGUUGACCACACUCAAGCUCAAAGACAGCACUCACCGGCCGCCUACCGAAAUCGACGUCUGCAUCCUUUCCCGACUUCAGACGCCAGGCCCGAGCACCAGGACAGCUGUCAGCCCCAAGGCCCAGACCGUACCUACCCCGCGCGCGGGAAGAAAGUCGAUGGAACAUCCGGGUCGGAGGCACACACGCGCACACACACAAUGA